AUUGAAUCAAAAUUGUUCAGAAUCAUAGAAUUAAUCAGAAUUAUUGAUGGCUUAACCUUUGGUGUAUUAUCUAUGGGCUUGAUAUUGAUCGUCCCUAAACUACUUCAUCAUUGUAACUCGUCUUAUAACCAUUAAUCAUAAUAAAUUUCCAUAUACUCAUACCGUGAUAAGCUUACCGUCAAAUCCCAACUAAAACUUCUUUCAAAAAUUUGAAAAUUUUCAAAGAAAAAUGAGUAAAAAUUUAACACUUGACGAGGUCAAGAAACAUAAAGACGAAAAGAGCGUGUGGAUAAUCAUUCAUAAUGAUGUUUACGACGUGACUAAGUUUUUGGAGGAGCAUCCAGGUGGAGCUGAUUCAUUGUUAGAAGUGGCAGGGAAGGAUGGAACCCAGGCUUUUGAAGACGUGGGACAUAGCGAUGAUGCUCGAGAGUUGUUGAAGAAAUACAAAAUUGGAACGUUGCCUCCAGGUGAAAGAUGCAAAAUCAUCACAGAUUGCUGCAAACCGAGAGCUGCUAGAUCUUCAAGUUCAAGAAACUCAAGUGAAAAAUCAUGGCGGACCUACGACGGAUCCCCGGCGAGCAGUCGAAGGAUGCCUUGUAAAUCUGAAUACAAACCUCCGGCGAGUCCAAGAGUCGACAGAAGGAUUUCGACUAUUGUAGUGCCCAGAGAAAGGUGUGGAAGAUCUCCGCCUUGUCCACCACCAAGAAGUUCGAAAUUGAAAUGGGCAGUGGUGGCGCUGGCUGGAGCCUUGCUCAUAGGGAUCGUCCUCAAGAAAUAUCUCAACUAACUAAAGUGUAAGCGGAACACAUUUUACGCGAAUCCGAUCGAUUUAAAAUCGGAUUAUCAAGAUGUUAAUUAAUACGGAACGAUAUUAGAACGUUUUGAAAUAUUGCUAUGUGAUUUUCGAAAUGUUUUAUUCAAUAUGUAAGGGCGCUCGUGGGUCAGGCUUGGGUGGCUGGGGGUGGUGAGGUCGCGGCACCCGGGCUGGACGCGUACCACUGUGUUAUCAGUUUUACUGAAAAUCAUAUGUACGUAACAUCGAGUGUGUUCACGAGCGCUCACGGUUGGCAGCCUGUUGACAUUGUUGAUUGCGCGGGUGACGCUCGGGAUUUGACAGUUCAACAGUGUGCCAACUUAAAGAAAAAAAAACAUACCUACUCCUUAUAGGUAACUUGCUUUGUAGCCCUCGUGUUAUUUGAAAAUUUAUUUCUAACGCAUACACUAUUGAGGUGUUUUAUUUUUAAUGAAUUUUAUUGCAAAUAAAUUUGUUCAUUGCUGCUGAUAUUUAUGUCAGUUUAAAGUUUUUGAAUAUGAUUAAAUACGUUUGAAUCACCCAAAUCAUUACCAACUGUAUCGAAAUGCUAACUUUUACAUUCGGUUGGGUUAUAAUUGCCUUGCUGGGAGACUUGUAGAUGAUAAUAGAAAAAUCAGCCAACACAAUAUUGUAUUAUGAAAUGUAAAUAAAUGAACAUAAGCAGUUAAAAUUUUCAUUACUUCAGUAAUCAAGACAAAUUUUGCCUUAAAAUAAAAUUCAGAUAACAAUUUAAUUGCCUUGAAAUUAUGUCUUUGGAACAAGCUAGAACGGUCACCUAAUAAAGAGAAUGUUUCUUAGCGUAUCAGAAUUUUUAUGUCUACAUUUUCAAGUAUCAAAAUCAAUCGGAUAACAAUGUUUAAUUAGAUCAAAAUUUUUAAUGAAACAAUUUUAUAAAUCGAAUUUAUAAAAUUGUUAUGUACGUGUAUACAAUACAAGCCCGUCACGAAAAUAUUUAGCAUUAGUGAAACCGGUUCUUUCAAAAUACCCGGUGAUUUAAUUUUAAAUCGUAAUGUUGGUGCUACGUUUUUCUUGUAUAUUUUGCACAAUUAUGUUUAUGUUGGUAGUUGUUUACGCAAUCCCGAUUGUUGUGACGUAUGUAUGUAAUUUAGAUGUUCUAUUUUGAAUGUGGCAAUAAAUUAUAAUUUAUUGUGA
This is a messenger RNA of Bombyx mandarina (wild silkworm), 1966 nucleotides long. RefSeq names its product cytochrome b5. NCBI's taxonomy places the organism in Eukaryota, Metazoa, Arthropoda, Insecta, Lepidoptera, Bombycidae. Gene Ontology annotation, molecular function: heme binding. Gene Ontology annotation, cellular component: membrane; intracellular membrane-bounded organelle. The record is from RefSeq and is a predicted model, not a curated record.